This is a messenger RNA of Scleropages formosus (Asian bonytongue), 1961 nucleotides long. RefSeq names its product Kruppel like factor 6a (gene klf6a). Bases 359 to 1210 code for a protein of 283 amino acids. The record is from RefSeq and is a predicted model, not a curated record. Gene Ontology annotation, biological process: regulation of transcription by RNA polymerase II. NCBI's taxonomy places the organism in Eukaryota, Metazoa, Chordata, Actinopteri, Osteoglossiformes, Osteoglossidae. The transcript is spliced from 4 exons. Gene Ontology annotation, molecular function: RNA polymerase II cis-regulatory region sequence-specific DNA binding; DNA-binding transcription factor activity, RNA polymerase II-specific.
GCAGCUUGGUCACGAGGGGGAGGCUGCCUGCGAGGUUUGAAUAGGGAAGUUUGGCCAGCGCUGGGGUCUCGCAGAGAGCCGCUUUCGGAGCGUUGGGGAUCCAGCGAUUGACAGCGAGUCCGACAGCGAGACAGAGCAGCAGCAGCAACAACAACAACAUUUCUCUUGUUUUUCUUUUCUUCUGCGCUCUUGCAUGUUGCAAGUGCACUAAAGUCUUCAGAGCACCAACAUUUUCCAGCAACUUUUUUCCCUUGCACAGUUUAUAUAUAUAUAUAUAUAUAUAUAAAAUCUCUCUCUGUAUAUCCACUUUUUUUUUUGCUGUAGCUCGUAACUAGCAAACUUCACACUUGGGAUUAAAAUGGAUGUUCUACCGAUGUGCAGCAUCUUUCAGGAACUUCAGAUCGUACAUGACACUGGGUACUUUUCAGCUUUGCCGUCGCUUGAGGAGUACUGGCAGCAGACCUGCUUGGAGCUGGAGCGGUAUCUUCAGAGCGAGCCCUACGUCACGGCCUCUGACAUCAAGUUCGACAGCCAGGAGGACCUCUGGAGUAAACUCAUCCUGGCUUGCGGGGAGAAAGGGGCGCCGGAACAGAGGGCUGCGAGCAUGAAGGAGGAGGACGGUCAGGACAACCAGGCUUCGGAGACCAACAGCCUGAACUCGGAUGCGAGCAGCGAGGCGUCGGACAGCUCCGAGGAGCUCUCUCCAACAUGCGCCUUCGCUUCGAGCCCGCUCACUGGCGCCCUGGCCCACUCGGCCCACCUGGGCUCCUCCGUCAUCAGCACGCCGCCGUCGUCUCCGGAGGCCCCUGGGGAGCCGGCUGUCCCCGCGGUCUGGAACGGUGCUCCCGAAGAGCUGCACCUCCCCGGCAGAAUGCGACCCGGGGGGAUGGGGAAGAACUCGGAGAAGGUCGGCGGCACGGGAGGAGAGGCCUCGCCGGACGGCAGGCGGCGUGUGCACAGGUGCCAUUUCAACGGAUGCCGGAAAGUUUACACCAAAAGCUCCCACCUGAAAGCUCAUCAACGCACUCACACGGGUGAGAAACCUUACAGGUGUUCGUGGGAGGGAUGCGAGUGGCGUUUUGCGCGGAGCGACGAGUUGACGAGACACUUCCGGAAGCACACCGGCGCGAAGCCUUUCAAAUGCAGCCAUUGUGACAGGUGCUUCUCUAGGUCGGACCAUUUGGCUCUUCACAUGAAGAGACAUCUCUGAGCAGCUCCAGGAACCAGCAGGACAAAGCCUUGUCUCUUGACUUGCGUCAAGGUUCAAACUGCCCUGCGAGGAGAGGAGCGCGCUCCAGCCAAAGCAUGCCAUUUGCACCGUGCUCAGCGCCUCCGGGGACUGUCGGAGAAGACGUUCUGAAGUUGCUGGAGAGGCGAAACAAAAUCCUGUACGGAGCGGCAGAGCGCAAGGACGGAAAUCCUGUGUGUGUGCGGCGUGACGUUCGGGGAUUCCCUCGGAUGUGCACGCGCUCGUGAUGAACUCGCCCGGCUCCCUAAAGGCCUUAGCAGUGAGCGUGUUGCGCUGAGCGUGUCUGACUGGGUGACUGUCGCGUGUGCGAGGGAGGUGGCCGUGCUGCUUUUGGGUUGAAUGAUGAUGCAGGGCUCGGCAUUAAUUUUUUUUUUUUUUUUUUUUGGGUCCGGUCAGCCACAGGACAGGUGCGUUUUACAUCUUAUUGGUCCCGUAAAGUUUUGCGCCUCUCCGAUUUUGGAACAUAUGGGAAAGACAGAAAUGAGUAAAUAUCUAUGUUUAAAAUGUCCUGGUAAAUUGUCCUCAAAGCAAGGUGAGGGUAUCAUUGGUUAGUCCUGCUGUAGUGUGUGUGUUUUAGUUAGGCAAUUUGAGUCCAACACAAUGAAUAGACAGAGCAGUGUAAUUUACAUGAACUGAAUUUUUGUGAGUGCAAUUUGGGGGAAAAAAUUCGGUCCCGUUCAAAAAAUUCACACACGCGAACCUUUUUUUUUUU